Messenger RNA from Biomphalaria glabrata, 4810 nucleotides. Its product is annotated as integral membrane protein 2B-like. The record is from RefSeq and is a predicted model, not a curated record. Gene Ontology annotation, cellular component: Golgi apparatus; plasma membrane; extracellular exosome. Gene Ontology annotation, biological process: negative regulation of amyloid precursor protein biosynthetic process. NCBI's taxonomy places the organism in Eukaryota, Metazoa, Mollusca, Gastropoda, Planorbidae. Gene Ontology annotation, molecular function: amyloid-beta binding. The transcript is spliced from 6 exons. The coding region runs from base 94 to 921 and encodes 275 amino acids.
GAGCUGUGUACAAAAAAAAAAAAAAAGGGCCAGGCAAGAUUUUGUAACAACAUACACUAAUCUAGUUUACAUAGACUAGGCUGGGUGAGGAAAAUGACGAUCUAUACACCUUCACAAGUUGAAAAGAAACCCGAAAAGGGUUCAACGGAACCAGAGGUGGUCACGGAACCACUAACAAGCUUUAAAGAUGAAGAAGACGGAGUGGACAUGAGUGCUAGACCUCCUUUAGUGAACUACUUUCAAAAGAGGCGUCGCACCUUCUGCAUCCAUUUGCUGUUGACCAUCUUUAUCCUGGUCAUCUUAGCCUGUGGAGCCAUAGGGGCUGUGGUCUUUUACAGACACCUCAACAAAAAGGUCUACACUGGAGUGUGUGGCAAUUUCUAUAUUGGUGGUGACGACACUCUGAACGAGCCCCAGAAAUUUGUUCAGGAAGAAGUGAAAGUCACAGGCCAACUUGAAGAACUGCAAGUACCAAGAUUUGAAGAAGUGAAGCCUAAUGUGGUCUUGCAUGAUUUCUACAGGAACUACACUACCAUUGUUGACGCCGAGAGUCACAACUGCUAUGUGAUGAAACUUAAUCGAUCACUAAUUGCUCCACCCAAAGAUUUAAUUGAUCUUAUGGAAAAAUUAAUGGGUGGUUAUUACCAGACUAAAGCUAAAGUCAUCCGAGAGAACUACAGGCCAGUGUUGCCUGCUGUGAAUGACCCGAUUAUCUUUGGUUCAGACAUCAACUCCAGGUGCUACAAAUACAAUACCUACAGACUUGAGAAAUAUGUACCUGGAGUUGUGAAGCGCUCCAUCAAAGAAAUCACAGAGGACAUCAGCACCUAUGCUGUCCUGUCCCACAACCUGGACAACCCUAUCCUCAUGAAGGUUGUGGUCCACGAGAUAAAGGAGACUCUUGUUGAUCAAGCAGCGUAAGAGACAAGACAGUACAAGACACUUUUCUAACUGCAAGACACAUGUCACAAAAACCUUUUUUUUGGAUAAUAAUCUUAAUGAAGAGUCUGAAAGAAAACAUUCCCAAACAAAAAAAGGCAACAAAAAAAAAUUGCUUGUUCUUAGAUCUCUUAAAAAUUAAACACAAAAAAAAAGUUAGUUGUCAAAAAUAGCAGUGUUACAGUAAUCUGCCUAUUUAUCCUUUGUACCAGUUUGUACAUUUUCUAAAAUAAAAUGCUGCUUUUUAUUUACUAUAAAUUAUGACAUAAACCUUGUUUUAUUUUUGUGUGCACAUGCUCUGACUCUCUUGGUAGUCACUGCAAAAGUCAUAAGCAGCGUUCUGUAAAUAGAUUCAUUACUACAAGAUAACAUUGUGUACUCUACAGUUUCAAUAUAACUUUUAGAUGUCUGUAUUACUAGUUCAUUCAUGUUGCUUAAUGUAUUGUCAUAAAUGGAUUUCAUUUCUCAGCAUCCUAAAAUUGCUUUAUGCUAGAGAAUAUUUGUAGUUUUGUAGGGAUUUUUUGACACUGGUUUUGAUGUCAUGUUACACACUGUUCUGAUACAAUUGUAUGCACUUUGAGAACUAAUCCAUAAAAAUGGAUGAUUUUGAAGGUAUUAAAAAAACAACUAAAAAUGGAGUAUCAUUACAGCUAUUUGGUCAAGAAAAGAAAAGAUCUAGCAUGCGUCUUUUUAUGGGAUUUUAAAAAAUGAUAAAUCCUUACAUUUGCAAAGGCUUGAAGAGGGAGAAUUUCCUGUAAAUUACAUCUUUGAGGCAUCUUAAGUAUAAAUUGCUUACAGCAGGAUGAUUUUUAAAAGUCAAAAACUUAUUUAUUUGAAUAUUUUUAAUAUUGACAAAAUUUCCGUAGUCUCAUUCUGACAGGCUGUAUAGUAUUGUAAUGAAAUUAAUUGAUUUUGAUAGCAAUCUGGUGUAAAAAUAAAAUAAGGGAAGUAACUCAAAGUUGUUUAAAAAAAAGGGAAGUACCAUAUGUGCUUGUACCUGUAUGGUAUUUUGACUUUCUAAUUUAUUAAAAUUUGUAUGUGUAUUUCUUAUUUAGUUGCUUAAUCUAUGCAUAAUGCAUCAUAGGCUUCGGCUGGGUUAAAAGUUGCCUCUCUAUGUUGUUUUGGUUGUUGUUUUCUUUGUUUUUUUUAAAGAUUUUUUUUGUCAAUGCUGUUAUUUGAGGAUAUUUUGAUCACUCAGAAAUAAUGACUCCUUGAAGCAAGCUUUUAUGUUUUUAUAUGCAAGGAAAAUAACUCAGUAGUAGAUGCACUCUCUGACAUAGACUUAAAGAGUUACACUCACACAAUGUUUUUAAUAACAAUAAUGAUGGUUACUGCAGGGGCUGCCGCAUUGCACUUCAUCCAUUUCACUUGAAAAUUUUUUAUUUUUAUUUUUAAUUGGCCAUUAACACUCUGCUUGACAUUUACCUCUAAAUAUUUUCUUCUGAACAAAUAAAUGGAAAACUAGUCAGUGAAUGGUGAACUACAAAGACAUUUAAGUAAUAAAUGUUGAACUUGGCUAGAUUUACCUCUGUGUGUGAGUUUCCCUACAUCAUCAUAGUCUAAGAAUUGUUUUUUUAAAGUCAUACUAUCAAUUUUUCUUAGUCACAAGGUGGAUAGGGAGGUCCAAACACAAGUUAGAAACUAAACUGUGGAUAGGGAGGUCCAAACACAAGUUAGAAACUAAACUGUGGAAUGGAAUCUUUUAUUUUUUUAGAUAAAGCUUUUUAUGCAUAGUACGGUUGGUUAGCAAGGCUGCUGCUGUAACAAUGCAAAUGUAGUGGGUUUGAGUCCCCAUUCUGGCCAGUUUUUUGUCUCCUUGUCUUUUCAUUGACAAAUACAAAUCUGAAUGUUUUGUUGACUAAAAUUGUUGAACAGAACAGUAGACAUUGAUUUCUAAAACAUUUUAUUUUUCUUGUUUAAUCAUAUUUGCAGCAAACAUUUUUCUUCAAAUUUUAAUUAGUUUAAAUUUGUUUUGGACUUUCUGACAUUUUCAUGUAUGGCCAAAUGCACAAAUCUUGCAAUGAAAUCAAAAGUUUUCUCCUUCACAGCAAAAGAGUUACAUCAGUUUCACUGCAUUAUUUUAGGUUUUGUUUUGUGUUGUAGAUUAACCCCAAAAACAUUCACAAACUUUCUGUCCUUGCAUACAUUAAAACAAAUUCAUUUCAGAGUGUUGUUCUCCUCCUCACACAUUUAACUUUGUGUGUGUUUGGUGGCCAUAAACAAAAAAAAAGUGUAUUUUAUUUUUUGUUAUGUGACCUUCAGGUUUUUUUUUUGUUCAGUAUUGACAUGAAGUCAGUAUCAGGCUGUUCAUUCCAAUACUACUUGGUUCUUUGUAGGUACUGCCCCUUUUGUUUUUCUUGCCAUCUGAAAGCAGUGAGUCCCUCAAUUCUCGGUCAGCUUUGUCUUGUAUGUUAGACUUUUAAUAUGUGAAAUGAAAAGACUUGCACCUAGAGAGGAAAACUUCAUUGUUUCAAGUUUUCUAAACUUUUUGUCAUUUUGUAAGGCUCGGGAUGACAUAUUUAUUAUUAUUCUUGUUUAUGAUUUUUUUUUAGUCCAUUGUUUUUGUUUAUAUUUUACCACUUUUCUUACCUCCCUUAGUUCUAAGAUUGAUGUAAGGAAACUAUUGAACUUUAAUUGUGUGUUUGUGUGCGGAAUAGUGGAUACAUUUUGUAUUGAAAAUUCGUUCCCAAUUUCAAGCUCAGCAGAUUAGAAAGUCUUUUAGCUUUAUAUAAAAAAAUUAUGUUUGUUCUCCUUAUCUACUUGAUUGUGAUGGUAAAGCCAUGUGUAGACUUGUUCAUCACACAAAUAGGAGUGCCCAGAAAUGUCAUAUGAUUGUCACCAUUGGGCUCAAAUUCUUUUGAAAAGAUAUCUUUAUUUUUUUUUUAAUUUAAUAAUUAAACAAAUUAAAAUACGUGUUUCAAUAGUUAAAUAUUUUUAUAUUUAUUUUGGUAUUAAAAACUUAAGCAGUUGAGAGCAUUUUUUGCAUAUUUAGGCUUUGGGUUUUUCUAUUCAGUGUUACUGUACGGAUUGUCAUGAAGCACACAGAGUCAAUGUUUAUUGUAUACAAUCUAUGUUUUGUUACUUAACUAUCCUCCUUUUUAAAAUUUUGUUUUUAUCUUAUUAACAAUCCGUUUACUCUCUUAUCUAUUAAGUUUGUUUUUUCUUUAUGUUAUUGGUUACAAUGUACUGCAGAGUUUCUCAACAUUUUUCAGCCCCCAAAGUGUACCCCAUGAGUAUACAUAUUUAGGCUAUUUUUUUCUUUUUAGUUUUUGUCUGUGGAAUUGAAAGACAACAGUAUAAGAGAGUCAAUAUUUGUUGUAUACAUUCUAUGUGUUUUACAACUGUCUUCUUUUUUUUUCCCCUUCUAAAUGUAGCCUGUUAACACUCUGUUCACUCUCUUAUCUAUUAAGUUAGUUUUUUUAUUUCUACAUGUUAUUGGUUGCAAUGUACUGCAAAGUUUCUCAACAUCUUCAGCCCCGAGAGGUACCCCAUGAGUAUAGAUUUGAAUUGCAAGGAUUAGGAAAUGGCGCUGGACUGGGUGGCAAGAAUACAUGGCUUCUAGUUGUAUCUUCUUGAUGUUAAUGAACUCAAUUGUUAUUUUCAUCACUGGCUUGUCAAAUAGCACCUGCUUUGAUUUCAUACUCUAAUGGUGUCAAAGGUCAGAAAUAGAGGGGAAAAAAUGUCUCAAGUACAUAUACAUUACUGUUUCUUGGAGUCGUUACAUUUUUUUAAAAACUAAUUUUGUUUAUUCAUCUAAAUGACCCCCCCCAAAAAAGUUGUUGAAAUAUGAACAAAAAUGUUUCUGAAAAAAAAAAUGUUUUGGCUGUAAAUACAAUAUCUUAUAAACUAAGAAUUAAAUUGUGUUUUUGAA